CUGAUAUACAAAUAUUUGUGCAUAUCAAUAGGAAACAACAAGUGAAUUGGUUGCGUUAAAGGAUCAUUUCACAAAAUGGUAUCAUCAUUGAUACUGCUAAGUUGCAUGUUCAUGCUUGGGGUUUUAUUGCUGCAAUUUGACUAUUCCUUUAUCUGGUCUUGGAUUGAUGACCAGCUUUUCGGACAGGCGGCGACUGGCAUUCUUUACGAUGUGGAUGCAAACGUGGUGCGCAUUGAUCGCACGACUGCAAGCUGGUCAAUGAUGUGGCUGGUCCUGAUGUUUUUCGGAGCAGUCUUGGUCUUCCAGUUCGGUAUAAUGAUGUUCUACCAAAUGCGCGGCCUCCAGAUGUUGCUUCAUGCCGGCGGACGAGAAGAAAAUGACCAUCAAACCAGGAAAGCCAUAAAGAUCGUCAAAGAACUCCAGACCUCUAACGACGGGCCCCGUAGGAAGAUUCCCUCGAAGAACCCUCGAAAACGGCUUCAACAAAAUAAAUGAUUAGACUAGUAGUUCUAUAAAAGCAUGUUUUAUUCGUUUCGACUGCCAGUAUUUUUCCAUAUAUGUAAAAUUUUUGUUUAGCAAGUAAUGAUUCUCAUCGCGUAACCUACAAUCGUAUUACAUUAAAAUUAAGUGACUUUUGGAAGAGAUAACGAACAGAGAAGAUUUAUGUCAAAAAGCUUCCUUUUCUUGUAAGUUUAGAUUCAGCGGCCAGUGAAUGAAUUAUUUAUUUUACUACGCCUUGUACGUGGUGUCAUUUCAGUCAAAGAAAAGAGUGAGCGAAAAAAAAAUGUUUUUCUUCUGCUUUUAAUAAAUAUUUAAA
Ostrinia furnacalis (Asian corn borer) is the source of this 817-nucleotide messenger RNA. RefSeq lists its product as uncharacterized. The transcript has 4 exons. The coding region runs from base 76 to 495 and encodes 139 amino acids. The record is from RefSeq and is a predicted model, not a curated record. Lineage: Eukaryota; Metazoa; Arthropoda; Insecta; Lepidoptera; Crambidae.